Messenger RNA from Exophiala oligosperma, 2153 nucleotides. RefSeq lists its product as uncharacterized. The transcript is spliced from 2 exons. Bases 40 to 1944 code for a protein of 634 amino acids. Gene Ontology annotation, cellular component: signal recognition particle, endoplasmic reticulum targeting. Gene Ontology annotation, biological process: SRP-dependent cotranslational protein targeting to membrane. Gene Ontology annotation, molecular function: signal recognition particle binding; 7S RNA binding; endoplasmic reticulum signal sequence receptor activity. Lineage: Eukaryota; Fungi; Ascomycota; Eurotiomycetes; Chaetothyriales; Herpotrichiellaceae. The record is from RefSeq and is a predicted model, not a curated record.
AGCCCCUCCAAUACCUGCGCACACUCUCUUUAUCCCAUCAUGGACAUCACCAGCUCAAUAGUCUCAGAAAGAGACCGUGCCCUUCUGGGAGGUGAUUACAAUACGUAUCAUGCUCAAGCCACACGCAAAAUCCAUAAUCUACGCAGACGACUGGGAGCUGCGAACCGUGGCCGAAAAUACACACCAAAAUCUCAAGUCACCGUCGAAAAUGUUGCAAAGAAUGCAGAAUGGGUUCAACUCCUCCUUGCGAGUUCCGAGCGCGCCUGGGCGAGUGCCAUGACUAUGAAGUCGUCACAAUCUGCAGAAAACACCCAGAAGCCGAUGCCAGGUUCAACAAAACGCCAGAUCGUGUCGAGACUGAGAAGAGCCAUCAUGUACGCCGACAACCUUGUCAACAUUCUACAAGAUCGAAACGCGACCGGUGCAUCAGAAAUGCAUGACCUAGAGGCUCGAGCCUACCUAUCUAUGCUUCGAGGUACUCUCGAGUUUGAAAGAGGACGAUGGCAGGCAUGCGUUGAAGCUUAUUCGCUCACAUACAUGGUAUACUCUGCGCUGGCAGGAAGUUCGAAGACGGAUACCUUCAAAGAUCUACUGUCGGGUAUCGUUGAGCCGAGCAUAAGAUAUGCUGCGCAUCAGAUGAAGAUGCCGCGCACCAAAGCAGUCAACGAGAUGGCCAUUGAGAACUUCCCCAGCAGUGACGGCGCUCUUCGUAAGGAACUGGAAAAUAUCAAUCCUCAAGCAUUUGUCUCGGCUACCGACGCUGCUCCGAGCAGUACUGGCCCGAAGGAAGUGCCUACCUCAAUCUCCUGGCGCGGACGCAACGUCAAGCUGGAAGAUGCCAACAUCUCACAAGCAUUAGGGCUUUCUCAGGAGAAAGAAGGCAGUCUGUCAUCGGCUUACAAAUCAUAUUGCGAUGGAAGCCUCAAUGCCAAAGACCUUGCGACGGCCUACGAAGAAGUCAUUACAGCUCGACAGGAUGCUGCGGAUGCGACAAAGACCGCGAUUGAUGAGCUUGCAGCUGAAGGAGUCGAACCUGGUGACUCACGGAUGCAAUCUCUCCAGGUCACACGCACGGCCGUAAAUUAUGCCGUUAUUGAAUGGCGCAUCGGUCGCAAUCGAGUGCUCUGCGGCAUAGACGAUGGCCUGACUUUCGAGUCUGAGAAAUCAAAACGCCCUUCCAAAGCUCGCAAAGACGGCAAAAUUCGUGAGGGCAAGGAAGAAAGCUCCGGGCGCAAGCUCUCACGCCUUCGCGAGCGUGUGGCUCUCUAUGACUUGAUUCUGCAAAGUCUUGACGCCGUUAAAGAACUCCCUGGUGUCAUAGCGGACACGGCCUUCGUUACGGAACUCGACGCGAAGCGAGCCUACUUCCGGGCUCUGAAGUGUCUCGCCAUUGGUCGUUCGCAAGCGAUCAAGUCGCAGAUUGUCAACGCGCUCGCACUGUAUGCGAAAUCUCUCGAGCUCGCCCAAUCAGCCUCGCCCGUCCUGAAGGAAGACGUUGCCACCAACAUGCCACCUAGACUCGAUGUCUUCUCAUCAAAUCUUGAGCGCUCAAUCUCCACUCUUACAAAACUGAUUACGCAGUAUCGUGCGCUCGCCGAUCUCAAAGCCCUUACAAAGUCGUCGCAACCUACUACAGUCCAAACGAUCGGAGAAGCGAUCAAGCCUGCUCCGCUGAUUGAACGCCUUGGCCGGAAUGAGUACGUCGAGAAUGUUGACCUGACUAAUCUCGUCAACUACCCUCCUCGACUCCGACCCGUACCUGUUAAGCCGCUUUUCUUCGAUAUUGCUUGGAAUUAUAUUGUAUACCCCAGCCAGAAAGCGGCACUCGAAAGUGAACUGGCAGCCACCAAUGGAAGGUCCGCUGAAGAAGAUGCGUCUGCCACGCCGGGACAGAAGCAAGAACAGAAGCCAGCAAAACGAGGGUGGUUCGGAUUCGGUCGAUAGAUGUUGUUUUGCAUAAGUAAGGCUCUCGAACGUCCAUUUCAGACGAUAUCAAGACGUCAGAUUCAUGAAUUGCUGGUGCAUAAUGUGGGCCGGGAAUAUAUACUGGUAGAAUCUCAAUGAAAGUGCCAGCUGAAGGACGUUUGCUGCACAUGAGUCUCGUCGUUGUUCCAGCCCACUUUCACACCUACUGUAAUGACCGUUCGGAGUGC